AUGCGAGGCCGCGGCAAGCAAGACAAAGAUGUGGAAAAGCUGAUGAGAACUUCCAAAGAUGUCAAACUUUCCUGGGAAGCGACGCUCUGGGAAACGAACCUAUCCCAUGUCUUUUCGAACGCCCCAAAAAUAUACAACGCCCCUUGGAAGAUGACCCAGUUAAGACCCAUUCUUUUGUUAAGCUCGUCGUAUGUGUAG
This is a messenger RNA of Podospora pseudocomata, 198 nucleotides long. RefSeq lists its product as uncharacterized. The record is from RefSeq and is a predicted model, not a curated record. Bases 1 to 198 code for a protein of 65 amino acids. Lineage: Eukaryota; Fungi; Ascomycota; Sordariomycetes; Sordariales; Podosporaceae. The transcript is spliced from 2 exons.